AUGUUUUGUUUGAAACUUUUGUGGAUUCGUUCAAAUAUAAUUAUCAUUAUUAUUUUUUUAUUAUGUUUUCUCGAAAGGAAAAACAAUUAUGUUAAAUGUGCUAAAAAUCCAAGGGAUCCACCAAUGGUUAACAUACCUGGUCAGGGUGUCGUCACUGGAAAAGAAGUUGUCAUAUCCAGAGCAAAAGCAUUUUUAUAUUUAGGAAUUCCAUAUGCUCAACCUCCUAUCGGUGAUUUAAGAUUUGCUCCCCCGAAAACGGAAUUACCAUCUUGGACGGAAAUAAAAAAUGCAACGGAAUUUUCACCGGCUUGUUUACAAAGUAAAACGCAUUUUCAAGAACGGGACAGACUUUUUACUAAUUUGAUACCGGAUAUACAAUACAGCGAAGAUUGCCUUUAUUUAAAUUUAUUUAUACCUGAUGCCAAACCUAGCGAUGGUUGGCCGGUCAUGCUGUGGUUUCAUCCCGGUAAUUUGAGCAACGGAGCUUCAAUAUUUUGGGAUGUUCGGAAAAUAAAUUUUACGAGAAAACAUGUAAUAGUGGUGACAGCGUCUUAUCGUCUUAACGUGUUUGGAUUUUUCACAACAAAUGAUAACGUGGCUCCAGGUAAUUUAGGACUUUUAGAUCAGGUUGCAGUUUUAGAUUGGAUUAUGAAUAAAAUAUCCGCAUUCGGUGGAUCGUCGUCGAACGUCGUUCUCUGCGGUCACGGAGCCGGAGGUAUGAGCGUGGGUCUUCACAUGGUAUCACCAUUAUCAAGGGGAAAAUUUCAUAAAGCCAUUGCCAUGAGUUCCAAGGGAAUAAUAACAAAAUCCGUUAAAUCCCGUGAAAUAAUGGAAUCGUAUAAAUACGAAUUGGCGGAAAUAUUUGCAUGCGCAACGAAAAGUCCACUUUUGGUAUCGUGUUUGAGAAGAUUACCAGGAGAAUACAUAUUGGAACACGCAUCUAAUUUAUUAGAUUUAUUCGGACCCGUCAUUGAUGUCGAUUAUGCAAAUAAUUCAAAAUCUUUCCUUCCGGACGAUCCGGAAAAUCUAUUGAAAAAUGGAGAAUUCGUUAAUGUUCCAUUGCUUUUGGGGUACUCGCAAAUGGAAGAUGCGUUGAAUUUACUUCAAUCCAAUGAAAAUUUAGAUUACGGUUUGUCAUGGGACGAUUUGAACAUGUUCGUUUCGGAAACUGUGGAAAAUGACAUUGAAUACAAUAACGUGAACGAUUCUUGCAUUGAAGAAUUAGCAUCGUUGCAUUUGAAAGACACGGUUAUGUUUUACUACACUCCCAGACCUCUGUCCAACGAUUUGACAUUAUUAAGAGAUAAAUACAUAAGUCUAUUAACGGAAAAAUUUUACGGUUCGGGUACUUAUUUCCUCGCAUCUAUGGUAUCUCAGACGAGAAAAUCAGAUGUUUACGUUUAUAGGUUCGAUUAUAAAAUCAAAACGGAUAAUGCGGGAGCUAAUAGGUUACCCAAUUGGAUAACGGCUCCCCAUCAAUUCGAUCUUCCUUUCAUAUGGGGAAUGCCAUAUUGGAAUCAAAUAAAAUCCGGCGUCACUUGGAACAGCGCUGAUAAAAAAAUGUCCGACGUUAUGUUAACGCUUUGGGGUAAUUUUGUCAAAUACGGUAAUCCGACACAUUCGAAUAUUAAUUUAAAAUGGGAUGUUUUUCAAGACAAUAUAUCGACGAUAAUGAUAUUAGAUAGGAAUUCAAAUGUGAGUGACGUAAAUAUAUUCGAUUAUAAGGCGUUCGAAUUUUGGAAUAAUUAUUAUCCGAAAGUAUGGAAUAUAUUACUUCAAGGAUGUAACAUGACGAGUAAUGGAAUUUCAUCACGUGAUUUUUUCCCAUCAAAAUUUAAUUAUCAUUAUUAUUUUUUAUUUAUUUAUCAUAUUUUUUUUUUGAUUAAUUAA
Pediculus humanus corporis (human body louse) is the source of this 1890-nucleotide messenger RNA. Its product is annotated as carboxylesterase 3 precursor, putative. Gene Ontology annotation, cellular component: postsynaptic membrane; cell surface; synapse. Bases 1 to 1890 code for a protein of 629 amino acids. The transcript is spliced from 6 exons. Lineage: Eukaryota; Metazoa; Arthropoda; Insecta; Psocodea; Pediculidae. Gene Ontology annotation, biological process: modulation of chemical synaptic transmission; presynaptic membrane assembly; chemical synaptic transmission. Gene Ontology annotation, molecular function: signaling receptor activity; neurexin family protein binding. The record is from RefSeq and is a predicted model, not a curated record.